ACAGUCACAUAUUUAUAUUUCAUAAUUCUCGACUCAAUCUCUCCAAAUCCAAACCCCCCCCAAAGCCAUGGCCAAAGCUCUGAACUUAAUUAACCAUGCAAUUUUCCCGCCCUUUUUAUCCCCUACAACUACAAUACCCAAGAGGAAUUUCUGUAUUGUUAGAGCUUCAACAGAGUCCUCUGAGACCCCCCAAACUUCAGCUUCUGUUCAAACCAAACCAGAACCUUCAUCGCCGCCGGUAACAUUUGCUCCUCCGCCCAAUUUCAAGCCGCCGGAGCCAAAGCGGUUCGGUGUCAGGCCUGAUAAAGUUUGGGACAUCUUCGGGGCUUCUCUUGCCUUGUUCUUCCGGUUGGGGACUGGCGUUUUCGUUUCUGGGUAUUCUUUCUCUUUCGUUCCGAAAGAUGAUAUUCCUGCGGACCAGUAUGCUCUCGAGUACAAUGAUUCUAAGGUCAAAGAGACUUCAAAAGUAGGCCCUCGCCCGGUGAAGCCUAUUGAGAUAUAUGAGUUUGAAGGCUGCCCAUUCUGCCGUAAGGUUAGGGAAAUCGUUGCGGUAUUGGACCUCGAUGUUCUAUUUUAUCCUUGCCCAAAAGGUGGUCCAAACUUUCGUCGCAAGGUUGUUGAGAUGGGCGGAAAACAGCAGUUCCCUUACAUGGUGGAUCCGAACACUGGAGUUUCAAUGUAUGAAUCCGAUGACAUAAUCAAGUACUUGGUCGGGAAGUAUGGUGAUGGAACUGUUCCUCUUGCACUGUCACUUGGUUUAUUAACGACUUUGACUGCAGGCUUUGCUUUGAUUGGUCGUUCGGGAAAGGGUUCUAGCUAUUCUCCAUCAAAACUACCACCCAAACCACUUGUAGUCUGGGCAUAUGAGGGAUCGCCUUUCUGCAAAAUUGCGCGUGAAGUACUUGUAGAGUUAGAACUGCCUCACAUAUAUCGCAGCUGUGCUCGUGGCAGUCCAAAACGACAAAUACUGUUUGACAAAACCGGACGUUUUCAGGCUCCUUACCUAGAAGAUCCAAAUACGGGGGUGGAAAUGUUCGAAAGUGCAGAAAUUGCGGAAUAUCUAAGAGCAACGUAUGCUCUACAGUAAGUAAUGCUUUCCUAAAGAACGCACACUUUUUCAUUAUAUCUUUUUUAAUUUUGUGUUGUAUAUUUUCUCGCGUUUUCUGUUACUACGAAAGUAUAUAUGUCUUCGACGUAUUCCCAUAUACCAAAAUAAUCCAACAGAUUAUUGGAUGUGUACAAGUUUAUCGUUUUCUAGUAGAUUGCUUCGGUUUCAUGCUC
Molecule: messenger RNA, 1281 nt
Organism: Pyrus x bretschneideri (Chinese white pear)
Lineage: Eukaryota; Viridiplantae; Streptophyta; Magnoliopsida; Rosales; Rosaceae
Exons: 12
Coding region: 68-1087 (339 amino acids)
Cellular component (GO): chloroplast
Source: RefSeq, a predicted model, not a curated record